This is a messenger RNA of Dermacentor silvarum, 1020 nucleotides long. RefSeq names its product glycogenin-2-like. Lineage: Eukaryota; Metazoa; Arthropoda; Arachnida; Ixodida; Ixodidae. The coding region runs from base 381 to 929 and encodes 182 amino acids. The record is from RefSeq and is a predicted model, not a curated record. The transcript has 5 exons.
AUCCCUUUUGACGCAGGGCAGGCGUUUGUCAAACGCCACAGGAUAUGUAGAAAAACAAGAAAGGAAAUAAAGUGAGGCGUAUAAAGUAAAGAGAGGAAAAACAUAAAACACAGUUCGUCACUGUACAGUGCACUAGUAGUCACAGUCUUUGAGGCCGUCUGGUUGGUCCGGUUCACUGUUCACCAGUCGUCUCGGACAUCACCAAAGUCAGCACAAUCCGAUCCACUAGCCAUGCCGGGAUCUGGUGGGCGCGUCCCCCGCGUCCCAUCCAACCGUGUUGCCGCUUCGUCGGUCGCGAUCAGCUGGAGACGGCAGAGGGUCGCGCAUUUGGCGUGGCCUGCAUCGGUAACCAGCCGCAGCCAGGGUUCACUGUUGCUGUGAUGAGGUGGCUGUGGGACGUGUUCAGCCGCCACGUGCAGCCCAAGCUGGCGCGACACCCGUGCGGCGACGAAGGCCGCAAGCCGGGAAUCGUCUGUCGCGACGAGAUCUGCACGCCGCUCUACCGGGAGGAGCCAGCCGCCCCGGUGCCAGCCGACACCACGGACCCCUCGAGUCCAGGCUCCUCUGGAACGCUUAACUCAAAAACAGAAGCGUCGAAUGAAGAGGCGGCCUCGAAGGCCUCGCCGUCGGUUCGCACCCGUAACCAGAGCGUCGCCAGCCUGCUCAACAUCCUCGGCGACACGUCCAUCGCCAACAUCAUGCAGGGCUCGUCUCGGACGGACGGAGCGCGUCACGAGGAGGACCGCUACGACGCGUGGGAGCGUGGGGAGGUGGACUACCUAGGCGCCGACGCCUUUGCUAACAUCCAGCGCAGGCUGGACGAAGCCAUCAAGGGACCGCCGGGCAGUGAAAAGCACGAGGUGGACGAGAUGGACAAGCGUGGAUCGAUCUCGGAGUCCACCUUCCUUGACGUCCUCACCGACACCUAAGCACGACUUUGGAGCUGCGCGUCUAGCUGCCCCCCGCACACAAGAAAACACCCUGUCUGAAAACUGGGAGCUGGCCAGCAGUAAACGCCAC